Molecule: messenger RNA, 2106 nt
Organism: Phytophthora sojae
Lineage: Eukaryota; Oomycota; Peronosporomycetes; Peronosporales; Peronosporaceae
Exons: 2
Coding region: 1-2106 (701 amino acids)
Cellular component (GO): membrane; microtubule; cytoplasm
Molecular function (GO): microtubule binding; GTP binding; GTPase activity
Source: RefSeq, a predicted model, not a curated record
AUGAAGAUCAAAAGCACCAAGAUUUUGCUGGACCAAGCACGCUCCAGUGAGGACGAGCGAAAGCUGAUCGACCACCUUCGGGACAUUGGCCUGGACCGGUACGUCGAACUGCCUCAGAUCGCCGUCAUGGGCGACACCUCCAGUGGGAAAUCCUCGCUACUGUCGGCUCUGUCGGGCGUCUCCUUCCCGUCCUCCGACCAGCUCACGACGAGGUGCCCCACGCAACUCGUUCUCACGCGGGCCGACGCUUUCCGAGGCACCGUCCGACUCGUUCGAUUCCAGUCUGGCAAUAACAGUGACAACGAUGACGGGGAGGAGAAGGCGGAUCUGCAACGACUGGAAGACGUCCCCGACGCCAUCACCAAGCUCACCCAGAAGCUGGUGGACGAAGGCCAGUACAUCAGCGACGACCAGAUCGUGAUCGAGAUGUGCGGGCCCGACCUACCGAACCUCACGCUCACGGAUCUGCCGGGUCUGGUGCGCACGGUGGGCGACCACGAGGACCAGAGUAUCAUCCCGAGGGUGCGGCAGAUGGUGGACCGGUACAUGCAGCAGGAGCGCACCGUGAUCAUCGCGGUGGUGCCGGCCAACGUGGACAUGCACAACAUGGAGAUCUUGCAGGCGGCGCAGGAGGCAGACCCGAACGGGACGAGGACCAUCGCGGUAGUGACCAAGGUGGAUCUGGUGGACGCUGGCGCCGAGCUGGCGGUGCACGAGCUGCUGCUGAACAAGAAGAAGCGCAUGCACCUGGGCUACCACGCAGUCAAGUGUCGGAGCCAGCGCGAGUUGACCAAGGGCACGAGCAUCGAGAAGGGCGUGGCGAACGAGUUGGCGUUCUUCGGUCAGCACGAGUACUGGUGCAAGCUGCCGACGCAUCUGUGGGGCGUUCCGAGGCUGAGUGAGCGGUUGGUGUCGAUUCUGCAAGACAACAUCCGUCGUUCAUUGCCGAAGGUCAUCGCGGAGAUCAGCACGCGCAUGGCUGAGACGCAGAGGGCAUUGUCGAGUUUGGGCACGCCGUUGGAUUCACCGGGAGCGCAGCGUCAGCAGUUUGGCAAGUGGGUCAACCAAUACUUGCGUCUAAUGGAAGCAGCAAUGUCCGGGGAGUACGAACAAAUCCAUUCAGUUCUUGGAUCAUCCAGCGCUCCGGGGGGAUUGCCCGAAGCACAUUUGCGAGCAAUUUUGAGGCAAAAGGAGCUCGUCUUUCGAUCGGAAAUCGAGGCGUCCGGGGCAAACGGAACCCGCGGUACCGAUGUGCUAUGCGACGAAUUUCCUCACGAAUGGCUCGGAGCUUCUCGUUGGUCUUUUGCUUCGAAUACAACCGAUGACUGUCAGAUCAAUGCGCCGACAAUGCUGAAGCAGUUCAUCCAGGCAAAUCGGGGCGACGAACUCGCCAUUUUCCCUUCGUACCGAGUGUUUUGUAGCUGCGUGCAGCGCUGCGUGAGAGAAUGGGUGCUGCCUGCCACCAAGCUACUCGAGCAGUAUCAUACCCAGACAAGUUCGACUUCGCAUCAGUUGGUCUCGGUGCUCCUGGCAGACAGCGGGAAUGUGCGAGUCGAACGAUUAUUCAAGAAAACCACGGAUCGAGUGCUUGAAGUUCUGAAGGAAUCCGCUCAGCGCGAGUUGGCGUUGUCGCUGCAGCACGAAUCUCGGCCCUAUACCCAAGACCAGCGUCUAUACGACGAAUUGGACCGACUUCGCCAGCAAGCGCUGCAAGCUCGACUCGAGGCUGCUCUUCCUGCCGGGAAUAAGCACGGAUUGGUAUCGAUUGCCGACGUCACUCGAGCGUUGGCAGGGAUUUCGAUGGGGCCGUUUGGAUUGUCUUCGGACGAUCGUGAGGCUCUGGAGAUGGAGGUCGCGCUGCGUGCGUAUCUGAAGGUGGCCUCGCAUCGGUUCGUCGAUGUGGUUCCUAUGAAGCUGAAUGGGGUACUGCUGGAGUCAUUCCUUCGUGGAAUGGAGAGUGAACUGCUGGGAGCCGCCACGGAUGAAAAGGUCGAUGAGCUGCUGCAAGAGAGCGAUGACAAGGCGGUGCGCCGUCAACAACUUGUCGACGAGUUGGAAACUCUUGAGAAUGGACGACAGACCAUUGAGAAUAGCGGGUACUGGUAA